Messenger RNA from Malania oleifera, 1022 nucleotides. Its product is annotated as germin-like protein subfamily 1 member 14. Gene Ontology annotation, cellular component: cell wall. NCBI's taxonomy places the organism in Eukaryota, Viridiplantae, Streptophyta, Magnoliopsida, Santalales, Ximeniaceae. The transcript has 2 exons. Gene Ontology annotation, molecular function: manganese ion binding. The record is from RefSeq and is a predicted model, not a curated record. Bases 111 to 767 code for a protein of 218 amino acids.
GUUUAAUUUUGCUAUAAAUGGGGGGCUCUAUCGUCCUCGAUUCUUCACAGGCAGCAGCUCAUACCAAAAGCAACUUAUAUUAAUUUUACUUGAGAAAUUACAUAUCAAGAAUGGCAGCCCACGCAGCUGCAUGCAUUGCUAUGUUGGCUUUAGCUUUCUGUUUUGCCUCUGCAUCGGAUCCCAGUCCCCUCCAGGAUUUCUGUGUUGCUCUUGACGACACCAAAGAAGCUUUGUUCGUGAAUGGAAAAUUUUGCAAGGACCCAAAGCUUGUCACUGCAAACGAUUUCACCUUUUCUGGACUUAAUAUGCCUGGAAACACAUCAAACAAAGUUGGAUCGAAUGUUACGCUAGUGAAUGUUGAUAAACUAGCUGGACUUAACACUCUUGGUAUUUCAAUAGCUCGUCUGGAUUUUGCUCCCUAUGGUCUCAACCCUCCCCAUACACACCCCCGAGCCACCGAACUCCUCACCGUCAUAGAGGGCACCCUCCACGUUGGUUUUGUUACCUCUAAUCCACAAAACCGCCUGAUCACAAAGAUUCUUAAUGUGGGCGAUGUUUUUGUGUUCCCAGUAGGUCUAAUUCAUUUCCAACAAAAUGUUGGAAAAACCAAUGCUUUGGCUAUUGCUGGAUUGAGUAGCCAAAAUCCAGGAGUUAUUACCAUCGCAAAUGCGGUCUUCGGUUCCAAUCCACCUAUUUCAGUUGAUGUUCUAACCAAGGCCUUUCAGGUGGAUAAAAAUGUGAUCAAGUAUCUUCAAGCUCAGUUUUAGAUGGAAAACAGCCGCCCGUGCACUAGAUAAAAGUUAUAAGAUAUCUUUCUUUACUAAAAGUAGUGUUUGUUGAAUAAGCAAUUUCCAUUCAUCUUAAUAUUCCACUUUAUGUUAUGUUUGUUUUUCUUGUCCUUAAAAGAGUUUUUGAAAUAAAGAGAGAUAGCAUGCACAUGUAUGUGCAUGCAUAUAUGUAUGUUGCAUUCUAAAACUAUUCUAUUGUACUCAAUUCUCUCUUCAAUUUAGGAUUAAUAAAGU